AUGUCCUCUAGCGGAAUGAAUUUUUCCAACCGCAAGGCCGACUCACGCUUUUCGGUAGCUCUUUAUCAAAACCUCCGUGAGAGAGCAGAAGCCCUUUUGCGAGAGCUUGACGCCUUUCAAGGGCAUGUCAAGUCCCACGGUAGGGAGAAGGAGGUUGAGAUCAGGGUAUUUAGACGUGGAAUCGAAUCCGAGGUUAAAGGACUUCAGAACAUGGCAACAAUUUUCAUGUCUGAGGAACGACCUAGCUCCACCACAAACGAUGCGUUAGACAAUGAGUCACCUCAUUUGCAUAUCCUGAAGAGCUCCAACCUUCCUUUCUACGAGGCAGUAUGGGUGAUAGCGAAAACUUGUUGUGGAGUGACAGCCUUGAGUAAAAGGUUUUACUCAAACCAACGUCAGAUAUUUAACGAAACCAAGGGCUCUGCCGCCCCAAACGUUAUUCACAAACCGGAGACCUUGAAAAGGCAGAGCCAAAAGGGCGUACUGGUUGACAUCGUUGCCGAAAAUGGAUCACAAUGGAUUAAAGUUUCCACUAUAUCAGAGAAGAGGCUUCUCUUCGAGAUCGCGAAAGAAGGAUGGGAGUCAUAUGCGGGCGACAUAUCGGACGACGAAUCCGACCGGAGCCAAAUAUGCGACGCUGAUCAACGGCAUCAUCAACUCGAAUUGGUUCGUCUGGCCCAUGAACUGCAUGCUGCGUCAAAAGCUACCAGGAUACAAUUUCGGCACCCCCACGUGGUGUUUGUAUUGCCAAAUAUUCAAGAAGGCCAGCUGCGUGAUAUUGACGCGUUUGUGGCAGAUCUACGUGCUACUGGCGCAACAGUGCAAUGUUUGUCAGGUCAGGUUCCCAUUGUUCUCGACAAGGACAACACGACUCCUGUUCAACCUGCUAUCCUCAACAAGCUUCUGCCCGGUCAUGAUCGAGUGCAUCGAACCAACAUUAUCAACCUGGAUUGCACCAUUCUUUUAGCCAUAAUAUCUGAUAUCUCGCAUCUACGAAAGGAUCAGAUUUCUCCAGACUCACACGCCUUGAAUGGUACAUAUCACUCAGCUAUAGUGCGGCAGAUCGAGUUCGAGGAGUCGAAUUCUAUAAUUCAGGGCGACAUCUAUCCCGUCCUAACGGAUCGAAUGCUCCACUGUACUUCACAUGCAGCUGAGCGGAUGCGAGAGAUUGUGCAAUGUAUGGGCACUCCUUCGGAGUGUGAGCGGGCGGAUAUCAUCCUUGGAGAAGGUAGGUAUGCAGACAGGGAUGCCGAAAGUUUGAGACAAUCACUCCAAGAGCAGUCCGUUCAUGCUGUGCCUGGCGACAUUCGACUUCCAGUCAAAGUUGUGGCAUUUGAUGCACAGGAUCUCAUGACAUCUUCGACACCCGAGAGUGCAGGACGCCGAUUCUUCCCUCACGGGGUUGCAGUAGAAGUGGCGAAGCUGAUGCGACUUACUCCCAUCAAUCUAUCGGUUUUCCUCUACGGCUGGAAGGAGCAGAGUUUGACGUUUACAAGCAAUCGUGUAGUGGCAACAGGGCUUUUGAAAGCAAUCGAUGAGGUCCUUGACCAUACUGAACACGAAGAGAAUGGCUUGGAGGAGGGACUUGAAGAGUUUUACGGUCCACAGAUACACAUCUGCGACACGGCAAGGAGCUUGAUCGGCAAAGCGAAAAGUAAAGCCCCAUCAUAG
Exophiala bonariae is the source of this 1671-nucleotide messenger RNA. RefSeq lists its product as uncharacterized. The coding region runs from base 1 to 1671 and encodes 556 amino acids. The transcript has a single exon. NCBI's taxonomy places the organism in Eukaryota, Fungi, Ascomycota, Eurotiomycetes, Chaetothyriales, Herpotrichiellaceae. The record is from RefSeq and is a predicted model, not a curated record.